UCGGUCCAGUCCAGGCUGCAGGACCGGAGCUGGUCAGACUGGACUAGUCCUGGACCAGGUUUAGUUCAACACCAGGAACCUGAACCAGACUGGAGGUUUACCAGAUGAGAAGAGGAUGAUGGGAGAACUGUGCUUCUCCUCUGCAAACUGACCUGGAUCUUCUGUCUUCUCUGAUUUCUGGUGUUUAAAGUGGACUAUCUGCCAUCAGCAGAGCUAGAAGUCAUUCUGAACCAAGCAGGACUAAAGCAGAACACGUGAGGAAACAGGUUGGUUCUGAUCAUGCAGUCUUUGACGGAAGAGAUCCAGAGUUUCUCUCGGACGCGACUGAGGAAGCAGUGCACCAGAGUGACGUCGCUAAGCGGCCGUCGCAUUAUCGAGACCUGGAAGGGUUCGACGAUCACCGUGGUAGAAGACCCCGUCCCACCAGAGAGGAUGCUGGGAUACGUUCCUGACACUUCCUGGGACGUCCAGGUCGGCAUCGUCAAACCCUUCCUGCUGCUGGGUUCUCAAGAUGCUGCACAUGACUUCGGCACUCUGAGAAAACACAAGAUAACUCACAUCCUGAACGUGGCCUUCGGGGUGGAGAACGUGUUUCCGGACCUGUUCAUCUAUAAGACCGUCAGUAUUCUGGAUCAUCCUGAUACUGAUCUGCUGCCUCAUAUCCAGGACUGUUGUGACUUCAUCCAGCAGGCUUGCAGUGAGAAAGGUGUGGUGUUGGUCCACUGCAACGCCGGCGUGUCCCGAGCACCGGCUGUCGUCAUUGGCUACCUGAUGUCAUGUGACGGCCAGUCCUUUGAUGCUGCACUCUCAUUGGUGAAAUCAGCUCGACCCGCCUCUUCGCCGAACCCCGGCUUCCUGGAACAGCUGAAGAGCUACAAAACAUUGAUGAUGAACGGAUCCAAGCACUGAAACAUGAAGAGAAAAGAGAGUUACCAGCAAUAAAACAUAAAUAUUAUCAAUUAAGAACACUUUGAAGUCAUUCCAAGAUCUGAAAAAGCAUUUUACUGAAAUAAUUGGGAGUUAUUAUAGUGUAUUAUAACAGAGCAGAGAAGGUUUGAUGAUCCAGCAUCGUCAGAAUAAGUAAUAGCAGAAUAUGAACAUGAUAUAAGACACUACACAUCACUUAAAAACUGAUGCUCUAAAGAUAAAUUUGUUCAUCCAAAUGUGCGACAUAUGUCCCUAUAACUUCUACUGGAAUCUGUUUGUGCAAGAUUUUGAGAUAAAAUCACCUUAGUGACUCCAAAAAGCACAAUUUUCUUUGCUUGCAUGUUAUUAUUGACAAUGUCCUUUUUGUGUUUUGUGUUUAGUUUAGUCUCCAUUCUGACCCGUUCUCACUGUAUCAGGAUGGGGAGCCGCCACAAACACCACAAUCUUAUUUCUAAACAUCAAAACGAAUAAAAAAUGUCAACGACAGAAGCAAAAAUGUUUGUUGUGAUUGUUUUAAGUUGUUUUGAGUAAAAAACAUAUUUAAAAGAUAAAUCUAGAGGCCCAACCCAGCAGAUGGUUCAAUUUUAACCUCUAAUUUGACCAUUUUCAAGUUAU
Messenger RNA from Acanthochromis polyacanthus (spiny chromis), 1542 nucleotides. RefSeq names its product dual specificity protein phosphatase 19. Gene Ontology annotation, molecular function: JUN kinase phosphatase activity. Lineage: Eukaryota; Metazoa; Chordata; Actinopteri; Pomacentridae. The record is from RefSeq and is a predicted model, not a curated record. Gene Ontology annotation, cellular component: cytoplasm. Gene Ontology annotation, biological process: regulation of MAP kinase activity; protein dephosphorylation. Bases 280 to 909 code for a protein of 209 amino acids. The transcript has 5 exons.